AUGAAAAUCGACUUUAAAAUUUACCUUGGCCUUUGCCUUAUCAUCGGCGCUUGUGCUGAAAACGUAAAUCCCGCAACUGAAGUGAAACAAUGCUCUGGGAGUAAACCAUUUCCGCUGGAGGUCCGUGUUCAUGGAUGCGUAACGCCACCGUGUCUUGUUGUCAAAGGAACAACUCAGAAGUUUGAAAUCGAUUUUGCCGUCGAUAAAUACAUAACCAAGCUUACUACCUUGGUGAAGGCCACCACUUUGGGCAUUAUUACAGUGCCCUAUGAACUGCCGCCCGAGGUGGCUGCUGUCUGUCCCAAUCUCAUGUAUGGAGCCUAUUGUCCUCUCUACCCAACCGAAGAUGUGACUUAUUUGUUUACUUUUCCCAUUGGUGAAUAUCCUGAGAUUGGAGUGAAAAUAGAAAUUUAUUUGGCCGAUCAAGAUGGAGAGACGGCCACGUGUUUUGUAUGCGACAUCAAGGUUGUUAAGAAUUCUGGAGGCACAAAAGUCUAUGAGCUUAACUAUCUCAACUAAAUUAUAGAUGAAUUACCUAAACUAAUUAGCUAGAUUCGCAUUGAUUACUGUGAUAGAUGAUUUUUGA
Drosophila willistoni is the source of this 586-nucleotide messenger RNA. RefSeq names its product NPC intracellular cholesterol transporter 2 homolog a. The record is from RefSeq and is a predicted model, not a curated record. Gene Ontology annotation, biological process: intracellular cholesterol transport. Gene Ontology annotation, molecular function: sterol binding. The coding region runs from base 1 to 519 and encodes 172 amino acids. The transcript has 2 exons. Lineage: Eukaryota; Metazoa; Arthropoda; Insecta; Diptera; Drosophilidae.